Mytilus californianus (California mussel) is the source of this 2294-nucleotide messenger RNA. Its product is annotated as universal stress protein in QAH/OAS sulfhydrylase 3'region-like. Lineage: Eukaryota; Metazoa; Mollusca; Bivalvia; Mytilida; Mytilidae. The transcript is spliced from 4 exons. The record is from RefSeq and is a predicted model, not a curated record. Bases 102 to 662 code for a protein of 186 amino acids.
CCUAAGUGCAGGUGUGGAUUAACUAGCUGAAUAGUAAACAAACGAUGAAAUUACAGGGAAGUGACUUGACGUAGGAUAGCAUUUGUCUGUUGUUAUUCGCUAUGGCAAUGAUGGAUAGUUUAGCCGUUGAGAGAAGAAUUGUUGUGAUUGCUGUGGACGAUAGCGACCAUUCGGAGUUUGCAUUUAACUUUUAUUUAACAGAGAUUAAGAAAAAUGGAGACAUCCUUAUACUGGUGUAUGUUCCUGAAUAUCAUAAAGUAGUGCAAGCUCCUGUUUUACUCACAGAUCCAGGUACUGUUUCUCAGCUAAUAAAAGAAGAAGAACAACAUACCUGUAAACUGGUCAAACGAUACUCUGAUAGAAUGCAAGCCGUUGGUUUGACUGGCAAGAUGAAACAGAUGAGUGGAAAGCCAGGAGAGGCAAUUAUAGAAGCUGCCAUUGAAGAAAACGCGGACAUGAUCGUGGUAGGGACACGUGGUCUAGGUAAAGUUAAACGUACAUUCCUUGGAAGUGUUAGUGACUAUUGUGUACACCAUUCUCCUGUUCCAGUUCUUGUGUGUAAAAGAGACCACCAUAAGCAUGAUAAACAUCAUAAACAGCACAAGAAUGAUGAUCACGCAGAUGAUGAACAGCGCGAUGAUAAAAUUGAUGAUAUACAUUGACAGAAUUGACAUAUUCUAAUAUCAUACAAACAUCUAAUCCGCAAUAUAGACGAGCAUGUUCAUGUGUAGUUUAGUAUAUAUUGCGUAUCUUGUUUACUCUUACAAAAGUUAUGCCCCAUAUUAACAAGUAAAGUUAUGAAUGAAAAAUAUACAUAUAUCUAAAGUAACAAUGUGUCAUAUUUUUCAUUGAGACAAUGUUAUAAUUUCACAUAUAUAGUUAACAUGCUCAAAUAAAUGCAAUUCAUUUUGUCUUCACACAAGGCGUAAUUACAAUAUGGUAUGUUUCCCAAUGUCAACUAAUAUAAAUCAGGCUAGACACUUUUAAAAUUAAAUCCUUAUGAAAACGUGAAGUAAAGUGCCUUUAGAACUGCGCAAUUAUGGAACAUAGAUAGUAUGUUGAAAGACCUAGAAAUUUUCAUCAUGUGCAAUUUUUGCACUUAGAGGACAAUAACAACGUGUUUCCUCACAUUUUCACCAACAAACCAAUAAAGAAGUAAAAUUCAACAAAAAUCCAACGGGGAAAACAUUAGGAUUUAAUAUCCUUUUCUCAUAAAAGUAGAAAUGUCUUUUGUUUAAGACUAUGCAAAGAAAUAAAUUUAUUUUUGAGGAUCGUUAAGGAUCUAAAUUUACGGGCUGUAAACAACAUCAUCGUAAAUCUAGGAUGUGAUAUCCCGUUUGUAAUGAGUUUUCUAAAGGUACAUACAACCAAACAUCAAAACCAAAUCUACAGCAUCUAUGAAAUAAUAUUUUAAGCGUUUUAAGUAGUUUCUGUUAACGAAAUCCCUGACUUAAUAUUAGCUAGUGAUACAUAAAUGACGUCAACUGAAAUCUAUAAAGUCACUACAGACACCAGUAUAUCAAACGCGUUGUGAUAUAUAAACACCGAAGGAUGGGACCAAAGAAAAUCCGCUGUCCAAAAAACGAAAAUUUACAUUAGGAAACAAAAAAAUCGUAAAUUUUUGUAUAGAGUUUCCCUUGUGAACAUUUACACACAUGGUUUAAAACACAGUAAACAAAACAAAACAAUCGAAUUUUCUUAUAACCUUUAUAUAUAGUACACACAAAGUAAGGUAUAAUAAUAUAUGAUAUAGCCUAGAAGGUUGCAUUCAAAUAGAAACAAAAGUUAUUUACAUUUACCUUACCUAAAGUGCAUAAAACCCCACUUUGCCUAAAGUAGUAUUUCUUAAAUGUUUCUACACUAACCACACACACGACAUAUUUACUACACCUUUAAUAUUUGUCAAUAAAAUCUUUUUUAAGUACCCGUGACAGAAAGGAAAUCAGUAAAUAAUAGUUAUACUAGUAUGCCUACAUACAAUGCAUUUACAUCAUAUUUACAUGGAGGUUUCAUUUUAUAUAAUCUGAUAUAGUUGUAAGGCCUUGUAUUUAUAAUUAUUAUAAUAAAAAGAGCUAUCUAUAUAUAGUACGUUUUCUUACAAGAUUAAAUUCAAAUGUUACCAUUUAAGGUUUAAGCUUCCAAACUUUAAUAUAGUUAAUGUUCAUGGCAGUGCCUUCAUCACCAUCAUCAUCAUCUUGAUUAUGAUUCCAUGUUGAAUACCAAAAAUCUCUUGCACUCCAGAAAUCUCUUGUUGCAAAGUCUGAUCGAUCCUGCCAGGGCUUUGGAUACGGAUA